This is a messenger RNA of Phytophthora infestans T30-4, 789 nucleotides long. Its product is annotated as ADP-ribosylation factor family. The transcript has 4 exons. The record is from RefSeq and is a predicted model, not a curated record. NCBI's taxonomy places the organism in Eukaryota, Oomycota, Peronosporomycetes, Peronosporales, Peronosporaceae. Gene Ontology annotation, biological process: protein transport. The coding region runs from base 90 to 629 and encodes 179 amino acids. Gene Ontology annotation, molecular function: GTP binding; GTPase activity.
AAACGAAAGAAGAAGCGAGCGGGUCGAAUCAUCUCGGAUCAGCUCCACGCGGCCAUUCGAAGACAGCGACAGCACUCGCGCUAUUAACCAUGGGAGGCAUUCUUCAGAAGAUGCUACAGGCCUUCUACACCAAGAAGCUCGAGGUCGUGCUCGUGGGUCUUGAGAACAGUGGCAAGACGACGCUGCUGAAUGUUAUGGCCAUGGGUCACCCCGUGGAGACAUGUCCGACCAUCGGUCUGAACGUGAAACUCGUGAAAAAGGGAGGUGUACAGAUGAAAUGUUGGGAUAUCGGCGGACAGGCACAGUAUCGAAGCGAAUGGGGUCGCUACACGCGCGGCUGUGACGUCAUUAUAUAUGUGGUGGAUGCCAACGCGUUUGACCAAAUCUCUCUGGCGCGGAAGGAGCUUCAUCGGCUACUAGAGGACCGUGAGCUCGCGACAACGCCCCUGCUGGUGCUGGCCAACAAGAUCGAUCUGGAGCCCCACAUCUCCGAGCCGGAGCUCAUCCGCGAGCUGAACCUGGAUUAUAUCGUGGACAACCCGUGGCUUGUGAUCCCCAUUUCGGCUCUGCGUCUCGUCAACAUCGACCAGGUCAUCCAGUGGCUCAUGAAGCAGUCGGGCAAGGGCUAAAGCGUCUCUAGGUUGAGCUAAGUGCCGCUGAUACUGCACUAGAGAAGGUUAUGAAGAAGAUGUAAUGCAGAGUGGACAUGAUAAAACAACUAGCAGUCUGGAAGUGACGAUUCGACUGUAAGCAGAGGCAGGAAAUGAUGAAAACGUUCUGUAGAGUGCA